AGCAGUAAACCCAAGGGACAACCAUCCAUCACUCCUCGACGUUUCACCCGCUUCUUUACUCCCAUCACAUCACGGUCAUCCACAAACUCAAAGUCCAACAAGAGACUCAAGGACAUCACCAAGAACGCCGUCAACCAAGUCAAGUUCAAUGGCUUCCACGACCUUCCCCAAUUCGAGACUCCCCGCAAGAAGAGAAAGAUCCUACCUACUCCCGAUAGCUCGCCCGUUCAGCCCCUAGACUCUUCACCCUUGAGGCCGCUCGACUACCACCCUUCCAAUCUCUCUCACUAUCAGCGUUAUGACUUCGAAGCUUCGGAUAUCGACGAAGAGGACCAAGACGAAGACGAAGAAGAAAAAUACAUCCCAACUCCCAUCACACGCUUACAAAACACCCGAACGAAUAGCCGUAUCUUGCAACGAAGCUUUGGUGGCUCAAGGAGCAUCGGCCGUGGCAGAAUCUACGACCACUGCGUCCCCGACUGGCGUGCCCAGACUGCCGACUUCUACUCCCGUCCUGACGACUGCCACAGCUACCGUGGUGAUGCUUUGCCUUUCUGCGUGACUCGCUGCAACACAAACCCUCUCGUCGCUAUCGGUGAUGAAGAGGGCGGUGUAAGGCUCAUAGACUCGUCUCACUCGGACAACUCCUUCUCUCAGCACCACAUUGGAUUCAAACCCCACCGCAAUGCCAUUAUGGACAUGGCCUUCUCCUCGGAUGACUAUUUGUUCGCUACUGGUUCUGGAGAUCAGACUGCCCGCAUCGUAGACAUGCACACUCAACAAACACGCUACAUCAUGCGCGCCCACACAUCAUCCGUGAAGCAGGUUCGUUUCCAGCCUGGGAACGACAGCAUUGUCGCCACUUCGAGUCGUGACGGCAGUGUUAUGAUCUGGGACUUGCGCUGUCGCGGUCAGGACGUGCCCGUUGCUGAGUUUGCUGUCAGCUUUGAAUCUGGCAACGGCAUGGUGAACGUCCCUCGCCCUCAUAGCAACACCGUCACAUAUUCUCCUUGUGUCAACAGCAUGCGUGAUGCUCAUGGCGUGCAGCACGAACGUUCCGACGUCUCUAUCACUGCUCUAUCCUUCCUGCCUGACUCACGCUCGCAUUUGCUGAUAACUGCAACCGAAGCAAACGCCAGCAUCAAGCUAUGGGAUCUGCGAGGCAAAUACACAUCUCGCCGAGGCGGCCCUUCACGUCUCAGCUCAGUUCCCGUAUCGAGCACUCGUGAGCCAGAAGCUCACAUCAAGCACCGUCAGUUCGGCAUUAGUAGUCUGUCCCUGAGCGGUGAUGGUAGCCGCUUCUAUGCCCUAUGCCGCGAUAGCACUGUUUAUGCUUAUUCAACCAACCACCUCAUCCUAGGCUCUGCUCCCGAGUAUGAAGCCUCCACCGACACACAGGCUUCAAAAUGGUUCCGACCUCGACAAGGCCUUACUGGUAUUGGACCCCUGUACGGUUUCCGUCACCCCAUGUUCAAGUCAACAUCUUUCUACGUAAAGUCCGCCUUGCGUCCCGCUACUUUGUCCCAGCCUGAGAUGCUUGCUGUCGGUAGUCGUGAGGGUUGUGCCGUCCUGUUCCCCACAGACGAGUCCCUUUUGCAAAAGAAGCAAUACCAGCAGCCUAGCUCAGGCACCUCUACACCUGCUGGCGACCGUGAUGAAGGCUCUGGUUUCCGUUCACGGAUCGGAUCCAUGGGUAAACAUCAAGAUACCUCGCUUCCUAUCUACACUCAAGGCACUGCCUUGAUCCGAGCUCAUGGUACGUCCGAAGUCACAAGCUUGGCAUGGAGCACUGAAGGCGAACUUGUCACACUGGGUGACAACUUUACAGCAAGAUGUUGGAGGGAGAAGGACCGAGACGCUGCAAGAGACAUGAGACUUUGCGGUGAGGGUCAAGGUGCUCGCUGGGGCUGGGGAUGGUCAGAUGUCGAAGGUUACGACGAGGAAGAA
This is a messenger RNA of Aureobasidium namibiae CBS 147.97, 1947 nucleotides long. Its product is annotated as WD40 repeat-like protein. Gene Ontology annotation, cellular component: nucleus. Gene Ontology annotation, biological process: proteasome-mediated ubiquitin-dependent protein catabolic process. The annotation marks the transcript as partial. NCBI's taxonomy places the organism in Eukaryota, Fungi, Ascomycota, Dothideomycetes, Dothideales, Saccotheciaceae. Gene Ontology annotation, molecular function: protein-macromolecule adaptor activity; protein binding. The record is from RefSeq and is a predicted model, not a curated record. The transcript has a single exon.